AUAUGGCUCAGAGUGACUUCCUCUACCCAGAUAACCCAAGGAGGCGGCAGGAAGUAAAUCGUCUUCACCAGCAGCUCCUUGAUUGCUUAUCUGACAGCUUCCACGCUACUAAUAAGCUGAUAGGGGUUCUAAAUAUGCACUUGGGGUGCAAGCUGGCCUCCAUUGAGAUGAAAAGAGAUGGAACCAUCAAAGAAAACUGUGAUAUCAUCAUCCAAGCCAUAAUGAAAAUCCAAAUGGAAUUGCAAAAGGUUGAUGAAGCAUUAAAAGAGAAACUAGAGCCAACCCUUUAUAGAAAACUUCAGGAUAUAAAGGAAAAGGAAACAGAGAAAAUUGCAAUUGUGCAAAAGGUCAUUUCAGUCAUCCUGGGAGAAGCUACAUCUGCAGCCAGUGCAGUGGCUGUGAAACUCGUGGGCUCCAAUGUCACCACUGGCAUAAUUAACAAGUUGGUCACUGUGUUAGCUCAAAUCGGUGCUUCUCUACUUGGAAGUAUUGGAAUUGCAGUUCUAGGCCUUGGCAUAGAUAUGAUCUUCCGUGCCAUCCUGGGGGCAGUGGAGAAAACACAGCUUCAAGCAGCCAUCAAAAGUUACGAGAAGCAUCUGGUGGAGUUCAAGUCAGCCUCAGAGAAAUAUCAUCAUGCCAUUACUGAGGUCACCAACACAGUAAAACGCCAGAUGAAAUGAACAGUCAUUUUAUUUGUCACUAAAAUAUACUUCUGCUUCCCUCUCAACAAGUGCUUGCCUCUUUGAUUAGGUUCAUUUCUAUAAGCUUUACAUAUGGCCUUAAGUAGAGUACACAAUUUUAAAAGAACCGAAGAUGCUAGAAAUGGUUAUAUUUUUUAAGUUUUCUGCAUUUGCCUGCCACAAAGACAGUGCGAGUGAAAAUGAGAAAUCACCCCCAUGGGUGGAUGGCCACACCCCAAUACCUUCUCCUCCA
Tupaia belangeri chinensis (Chinese tree shrew) is the source of this 933-nucleotide messenger RNA. It is a transcript of the gene SMCO3, whose product is annotated as single-pass membrane protein with coiled-coil domains 3. Lineage: Eukaryota; Metazoa; Chordata; Mammalia; Scandentia; Tupaiidae. The transcript has a single exon. The record is from RefSeq and is a predicted model, not a curated record. The coding region runs from base 3 to 680 and encodes 225 amino acids.